AUGGAGCGUGACACGCUUUGCGAAAAGUGCAGGCAAAUCGAAUUCUCGGCGCUGUCGACCCCCACGCUUGCUGAUGUAUAUCGGGCACGGAAGGAUAUCAGCAGAGGCGUGCCGCUGUUCCUUCCGCAAGGGACCUGGCGGGGUCCCGGAGAACCACCACAGGUGAACAAGGUCAAUCUCGGAUCCCUUGAACGGAUCGAGCACGAUUCGACUCUUGGCUGCAAGCUGUGUGCGGUGAUUCUGGACGUCGUUCACCGGCAAGGCGGCUUCAUUGCUCCGGGCGUGGCUCUGCCCAGAGGUAACGAGGUGCACUUCUGGGCAGAUCCUUCGGCUUACUAUGGAUGCAUCACGGAUUCUUUCGAAGACAUCGAGUGGAGCUCAAACAAUGCUUACUUCGUGUUGAAACGCCUGUUGGUCACUGCCACCAGGACUGAUACAGAAGAAACAGUGGCAUAUUUCAACAGCAUCGUCCAGCCUUGCAACGUGGGAACCUCUCGCCCUUCAGCCAAGGGGGCUCAAGUCAAUGGGGAGAAUGGUAGAUUGUUCUUGGGUAGAAUGCGUCCAGUGGUUCUGGACAUGAAUCUCCCCAGGCAGUGGAUAGAACUUUGUGAAUCUACGCACGGUUCUCUUAUGAUAGAAGUAACUGAUCUCAUAAUCUCUGCCAUCAGACCAUUUCGACUUCGUCUCAUUGAUGUCAACGAGAGGUGCAUUCGAUUCUUCGAAGAAUAUGAUCCGUCAGACUCACAUGCUGCCUUUGCAGCUCUGAGUUAUGUCUGGGGUCGGAAGCCCCAAAAGCUCCUCCUGACGGCGGAGAAGGAACCCAUGUUGACUAAGCCGGGGGUCAUCGGCAAUAAUAAUGUGUCCCAGACGAUUUACGAUGCUAUCGAGGUGACUAAAUCAUUGGGUUUGGGUUAUCUCUGGGUCGACGCAAUCUGCAUUAGGCAGGGUAAAACGCCAGAAGACGAGCGAGACAAAGCAGAACAGAUUGGAAACAUGGCCGAAAUUUAUAGAUCUGCUUUCCUUACUAUUGUUGCUGCUUCUGGAAAGGAUGCGGAGGCCGGGUUAGCUGGGCUGCGCCCCGGCACGCGCUCAUUUCCACAGCAGGAGAUUGUAGUGAUACCACCAGACCAAGAUCAGCCAGGCCUGUCUCUGUUGAGCGUCUGCAAACGAAUCCCGAAACAUUUCGGCGAGUUCUUCGAUAUGCGAGAUGAGGAUGCCGACAACAGCACAUGGAACACUCGCGGCUGGACGCUGCAAGAGCGAGCGCUCUCCCGACGAAAUCUCAUUUUCACCGAGGAGCAAGUAUUGUGGGCAUGCGACGGUGCAUACUUUUGCGAGGAAACUGCCUUCGAGCACCCCAUCAAUGAGACAAGGCAUCUUUCCGAGGAGAAUAAUCCAAUUCGGUUCGAGUUGUUAAAUGGGUCUCGGCUCAGCGCGGCCAGUUUACGGAGCUUAGACAGCAAGAUGGCACAGAUUUUGUCCUCAUCGAAAGGUUUCUGGAACAGAUACAGGCUGCUGGUGCGAAACUUUUCGAUGCGCAACCUGGGCUUUCCGGGUGACAUCCACGACGCAUUCCUCGGAAUUAUGCUGGCUAUGCAGCGCAUUGGUAACGAGCACUUUCACUGGGGCCAUCCGCGUUCGCGCUUCGAGCUAUCGCUUUCCUGGUCUACCUUUCAUACGUUGUCUAAACGGUCCGCUAAGACCACAUUGCCCAUGACCUCGCUCAAUACGCACGUCGACUUCCCAACGUGGUCCUGGAUGGGCUGGGUAGGGGAGGCAAGUGUGUCAGUGAGCGACGAAAGACUUGAGACUGAAACACCGACAGUCUUGUGCUUUGGCCACAAGAGCAACCCACUUCGGCUGACACGCAUCGGCGGCAACAACGCGAACGAGGACAUGCUGGAGCAUCCGAGUCUGGAAUCCCAAUGGCUAGGAGGAAGCACUCGCAGCGAAGUUAGCCUUGAUGAUAUCUCUGAAUACCUACCGGAACUUACACAACCCAGGCUCCAGGAGGUUCCCGACGAGCACGUCCUAUUCUUCUGGGCAAGUACCGCCUUCUUUCAAGCACAUAUGAGCGAGGUGGAAGAGCGACAAUUGGCAACGUGGAGCGAUUACGCAGCUGCCAAACGACCCGUCAUUCAUGACUUGAAAGGCGUCGUAGUUGGGGAGCGUAACUUCGUGUCGUCGGCCACGAUGAGAGGACUCGAUGGCUCUCUCGCCGAAUUCAUAGCUGUGGCAUGGCGAAAGAUUGCAGACCUUGAUCUCCCUGCUACAGUUCUUGCUUUGCAAAUCAGGUGGGUAGAUGGGGUUGCACAGAGACUCAACUACGCCGAGAUUGAUGAGGUUGCAUGGGAGGAAGCGAGUCCGACAUGGAAAUUAAUAGCUCUAAUGUGA
This is a messenger RNA of Diaporthe amygdali, 2394 nucleotides long. RefSeq lists its product as uncharacterized. The transcript has 4 exons. The coding region runs from base 1 to 2394 and encodes 797 amino acids. The record is from RefSeq and is a predicted model, not a curated record. NCBI's taxonomy places the organism in Eukaryota, Fungi, Ascomycota, Sordariomycetes, Diaporthales, Diaporthaceae.